AUGGCUAGGCAAUUCAAUAACGUACCCGAGGACUCAUGGCUCGGGCUCCUUAACUUCGACAAUACGACAAAUGCUGGAGCGAUCAGCAGCUCCCUACCCACGAUCUUGGAGUCCAACCAAGGGCAAGGACAGGCGCUGCGGGGCCAGGCAGGCGACGAACAGGAUACAAUCACUCGCCUCAUCAAGAUUGAGACCAUGCUCAAAUGGAUCUAUGGCAACCAAAUCAAGUUGCUCGAGAAAUACAUUACCAUCGAACAGAUAAUGGAGACCAUGAAAAAGAGCCUCGACGAACAGGGAGAGUGUAUCAAGGGCUCCCUCGACCAGCUUCUUACGAAUGGCGGGAGCAUGGGGUGCGGGACUGGGGACAUGUGA
Ilyonectria robusta is the source of this 372-nucleotide messenger RNA. RefSeq lists its product as uncharacterized. NCBI's taxonomy places the organism in Eukaryota, Fungi, Ascomycota, Sordariomycetes, Hypocreales, Nectriaceae. The transcript is spliced from 2 exons. Bases 1 to 372 code for a protein of 123 amino acids. The record is from RefSeq and is a predicted model, not a curated record.